This is a messenger RNA of Diceros bicornis minor, 3875 nucleotides long. RefSeq names its product RUN domain containing 3B (gene RUNDC3B). Bases 16 to 1446 code for a protein of 476 amino acids. NCBI's taxonomy places the organism in Eukaryota, Metazoa, Chordata, Mammalia, Perissodactyla, Rhinocerotidae. The record is from RefSeq and is a predicted model, not a curated record. The transcript has 12 exons.
AGGGGUCAGCCCGCCAUGGCCUCCCGAAGCCUGGGGGGCCUGAGCGGAAGCCGCUGCGGGGGCGGCGGCAGCGGCAGCGGCGGCAAGAAGAGCCUGAGCGCCCGCAACGCUGCGGUGGAGAGGAGGAACCUGAUCACGGUGUGCAGGUUUUCUGUAAAGACCCUGAUUGAUCGGUCCUGCUUUGAGACAAUUGAUGAUUCUUCUCCUGAAUUUAACAAUUUUGCAGCUAUUUUGGAACAGAUUCUAAGUCACCGGCUAAAAGAGAUUUCCCAAAGUUGCAGAUGGCUGGCUCAUCUCCAAAUACCUCUUCAAGGUCAAGUAACCUGGUUUGGUUAUGAGAGUCCUCGUAGCUUCUGGGACUAUAUCAGAGUGGCUUGCCGGAAAGUUUCACAGAAUUGUAUCUGCAGCAUUGAAAAUAUGGAAAAUGUCAGUUCCUCUAGAGCUAAGGGUAGAGCCUGGAUCAGAGUAGCACUCAUGGAAAAACAUUUAUCUGAAUACAUCUCUACAGCUCUGAGAGACUUCAAAACAACCAGGAGAUUUUAUGAGGAUGGAGCAAUUGUCUUGGGUGAGGAAGCAAAUAUGCUUGCUGGCAUGCUGCUUGGACUCAAUGCUAUUGAUUUUAGCUUCUGCCUAAAGGGAGAAGGAUUGGAUGGCAACUUUCCUGCUGUAAUAGACUAUACACCAUAUUUGAAGUUUACCCAAAGUUCUGAUAGUAUCAGCAGUGAUGAGGAAGAGCUGAGGACUUUGGGAAGCAGUGGUAGUGAAAGCAGCACUCCAGAGAAUGUCGGGCCUCCUUUCAUCAUGGAUGAGAAUAGUUGGUUCAACAAGUGUAAGCGAGUUAAACAGAAGUAUCAGCUAACCCUGGAACAGAAGGGUUAUCUUGAAGAACUCUUACGACUUCGAGAGAACCAGCUGUCUGAAUCUGUGUCCCAGAAUAAAAUACUACUGCAAAGGAUUGAAGAUUCUGAUCUGGCCCAUAAAUUGGAAAAGGAACAAUUAGAAUAUAUAAUUGUGGAACUUCAAGAUCAGCUGACUGUGCUAAAGAAUAAUGAUUUAAGAUCAAGACAAGAGUUAACUGCCCACCUCACCAACCAGUGGCCUUCCCCAGGAGCUCUGGAUGUCAAUGCUGUUGCCUUGGAUACGUUGCUUUACCGAAAACACAAUAAACAGUGGUAUGAAAAAAGUUAUCAAAGUCUUGACCAGUUAUCAGCUGAAGUUAGCCUUUCUCAGACUUCACUGGAUCCAAGUCAGUCACAAGAAGGAGAUGGAAAACAAGACACAUUAAAUUUAAUCAGUGAAGGGAAAGAAGAUACUCCCUCAUUACUUGGUCUCUGUGGGUCUCUAACAUCAGUGGCAAGUUACAAAUCUCUAACAAGUCUAAAAUCUAAUGACUACCUUGCAAGUCCUACAACAGAGAUGACAAGUCCAGGCCUAACUCCAUCCUGAAAAUUUUAUGUAAAAGCCAAAUGUUUUUAUGUUGCAAAUGUUCUAUUUACAUAAGUUUGACUGCUGGGAAAACCUUUGGAAUUUUAUAUUGUUCUGGCACAUGUCUAGAAUUCUGUUGCCUAUAUUAGCGAAUUCAAUCUACUCCACAUGAAAUUAUGAGUUAAAAAAUGAUCCUGCCAUUUUUCAUUGUAAAAUUCUUAUAUUUGUCACUGAGGAAGUUUAAAAACGAAUAGGCUUAAAAAGCUUUCAAACAUACUCUAAUAAGCCAUUGCAAUUUAUACAUAUUAUUCAGCUUAUUUUCAUAUAUUUAAAUGUAUCAUAAUUGCCAGAGACUGAAUUCAACGUUUUAUUCCAGAGACAUACGCUAAGUAUUUUCUUUCUCUCUUUUAUUCAGUGAUUAAAUUUUCUAAAAAUGACUUAUUAAUUUUAAUUUCUUCCUAGGUUCUGAUGUUUAAAUGUCUUGUUUUUAAUAGAAGAGAAGGUUCUUAGCUGCAGUUUCAAAGUGGCUUAUUCUGUUUUUCUUUAACAGUUAUCAUUUGGUAUCAACUUAACAUUUCACUUAACAUUUUAUAAAUUUUGUAGGAAUGUGCCUUUAGGCAGUUACUAAAUUUGUUAGGGUCAUAGGGAAAGUAUUUUACAGUAUUUUAGGCCAUUUAAGUAAAAUGAAUAAAUUUAUCUUUUUUUCCCCCAAGAUUUUCUUAAAAGGUUAUCAAUUUAAAAAUAUCACAUAUGCCUCAAAAGUUGGGAUCAUUUUAAAAAGUAGAACAGAUGUUGAAAAAGUAUUUUAUCAGGAAAGAUUUCAAGUUCAAUUAAAGAUUUGAGAAGCUUUUAAAUAAGGAUCAGUAGGGUAAUCACCAUACUUAACAAUAUGUCUUGACAUGCAGUGCUGUUUUUCUCUCCCUUGCAUGCAACAAUGAAUUGUCAUGUACGUUUUACAGUUUCUAUCAUUAAUCAUGCCAUAAUCUCAUUUAAAAUUGAUGUUAAAAAUCCCUACACUUCUACAGGUAAAAUUAGUUUUCUUUUUAAAAAAAGCUGUGAGCUAUAUACAUUUCUUCCCUAAAAAUUCCAAAUAUUGAAGGAGAAACUAUAUGAAGUAUAUUUUCUAGAGUAAGCAAUAUGAGGAAAACAUGAUCAGUUGUGCCAAAGAAGUUUUAUAUAUUGUUUACAUGAAGAGGCUGCAAUACUUACUGGGGACUUCAUAUGCUAUUUUUGUUCUAUUACAUUCAAACUUAGCUUUCACAUAUAGGAAGACUGUUACUCCUAAAAUAAUUUAUUUUAUUGCGAGGAGGCAAGAAACACUGAACUUAACUUACCACAUUCAUCCUUUGUAUUAGAAAUGUAGGAGUGUGCUGGUUCUCUGCAAUAUUUAGAGCUUUACUCUUAUAAUUUGGAAUUUAAGAUUAUAAAUAGUAACAAGGCUAGUCUUAUAUGUAAGACAGUUCAGAACAAUAUCAUUUCAGGGACAAAGAGGGCCUAGAGGCCCUUAAAAUAAGUUAUCUCAGAUGUACCCGAACAUACUCAGAGCAUUAUCCUUUAGCUUAAGGCUUUAGUACUUGUAGAAAUGCAAAUAUUCUUGAGAAAUGGUACCUCUAAUCUACUCUUAAUUCUGUAUACCUUAUUGUGAGGUAUCCAAAGCAAUUUUUAAUUAGCACGAGCAAUGGAAGGAAGGUAUAACAUGAGGACAAUGGAAACCUUGGGAGGAGGGAGUGAGAUAUGAUUAAGGAGGGGAACUGCAAAAAUUUUAGGCUGGCCUUAAGCACUAUUGCUGCUUUCCUAAGAACUAUCAGAAUGUUUAAGUGCUUUAUCAUUCAUGGUCCACACUCAUGUAUUAUCCUUCCGUAGUUUUAAAAAAAUCAUUGUUAAAUUUUUUGCACACAUUUUUAUAAUACAGAAAGGAAAUUCAAGAUUCCGUAACUGAUAAAUUUUUUCAGAUUUGUCUGAUGUAUACAGUAACUUGUGCAUCUUAACAUGCUGCUAAGUGCAGAUUUAAAUAUGACAUCUGAGGAUCAUGACUUUUCCUCCUUUCUUGGAGUUCUUGGUAUAAAAUUCUGCUAAUGUGAAUUCAGGUUUCUACACAGUUCAUCUCACACUAGUUAUAGAGGUAAAUGUUUGCAUGAGGAAACAAUGUAUGUCUCAAUCUUUAAUUUUAGGUGGUAGUGUUCACACACACUCUCCAAAGUAGAAUGCUGAAUGAUAUGCUAAUAUUUCCAUGUGUGUUUUGUUGCCUUGAUGUACUAUACUUGUUGCAUGCAUAUUAAACAUUUUGUAUCAUGCAUUAGUGGUCUUAUUUUUUCCUUGAUGAAGUUACUUGAUUCAAGUUGUACACUGAACUGUUGUUUCAACAAAUGUGAUAAAUGUAUAUUACUUAACACCUAACAUAGUAAUAUGAAAAUGGUUUUGAAGAAAUCCUUAUUUCAACGCAUAUGAAA